Messenger RNA from Trichobilharzia szidati, 1050 nucleotides. Lineage: Eukaryota; Metazoa; Platyhelminthes; Trematoda; Strigeidida; Schistosomatidae. The record is from the annotation of a GenBank genome assembly.
AUGAGUUUUUCUGCUUUGUAUAACUGUCACAAAAACGUACAAGUUCAGAAAAAUGACAAAAAGUAUUCAUACGGAGGACAUCCAUUAACCAACUCUGGGAUAUUUGCUAUGUUACCUAAAGAUAGUGCCUAUUUAGGUGAAAAUUAUUCCUAUAAAUUAACACUAACAAUUGGAUAUACUGACUUUACAGCUUCAGAUGUGAAUCUCUUAUUGGAGAGUAUGACACCAGAUUUCAGUGGUGAUCAGUAUCAUUUACUGCAUAAAAAUUGUAAUCAUUUUGCAGAUGCAUUUGUUCAGAUACUUUGUGGUCGUUCAUUACCGAAAUGGAUAAAUCGGUUAGCUACAAUUGCAGCUAAAUUACCUUUUAUUGAACGAUCCUUACCAGUCGAAUGGUUAACACCUCAUCAACAGUUUGCAGAUCAAAUGAAUGAUCAGCUUGACGGUGAAUCACAACAAUCACCUGAUGAAGAGCAUUCAAUCAAUUCGAAUACAACAGCAGCAGGUAAUUCACAUUCACCUUUCCGUCGUUGGAGUGCUAUUGAUCGUCUACAGAAUUCUCUACUACAUCGUUUUCAUCAUAAUACUACAAAAUAUGCUAAACGUCCUACAACACAGAAUCGUCAUCGUAGAUCACUGACGACUAAUGCUAAAUAUGAUACCUGUUCACUAUUCGAUCUACCAUCCGAUGAGAAUACAGUUGAAAAUGAUACUGAUUGGUAUGCAUUUAUUACAGCUCAGUCGACGACCACCUUAUCUGAGCCUAAUAUUAUUAGUAUAUGUAGACAACAGGGGGUGAAGAAUUGUUCCAGUGACUCGUCAACAAGUAAUCCUACAGCUGUUGUCAAUUCUCGAAUCAAAUACAAAUUACCAUCCUACCCUACCAUGCCACCAGAACCAACCAAACUGAACCGUUAUCGUGAUCCAUCAGUAAUGUUAAUAAAAGAAGUAGAGGAUUCGUCGUCCUCUUCGUCCUCCUCCUCCUCCACAUCAUCAGAUGCAGAAAGUUCGGAUUCAGACAAUGAGUCACUUCAUCUUGAAGAUGUCGACUGA